ACAUCCACUCCAUCUGAUUGGAGAUCGGAGAGAAGUGAGGCGUAAGAGAGAGAGCGAUAGAGGUGAGAAAAUGGUGUCGGGAUCGGGAAUUUGCGCACGGGAGGUGGUGGUGGACGCUCGCCACCACAUGCUUGGUCGAUUAUCAUCCAUUUUGGCCAAGGAACUACUCAAUGGCCAGAGAGUCACCGUCGUUCGUUGCGAAGAGAUCUGCCUAUCAGGCGGCCUGGUUCGUCAGAAAAUGAAGUACCUUCGGUUUCUUCGUAAGCGUAUGAACACCAAGCCGUCUCACGGUCCUAUUCAUUUUCGUGCCCCUUCCAAGAUCUUGUGGCGUACCAUCCGAGGGAUGAUCCCACACAAGACUAAGCGUGGUGCUGCUGCACUUGCAAGGUUGAAGGUUUACGAAGGGGUUCCCACUCCUUACAACAGGAAGAAGAGGAUGGUUAUCCCUGAUGCUCUCAAGGUUUUGAGGCUUACAGCUGGACACAAGUAUUGCUUGCUCGGCCAAUUAUCAUCUGAGGUUGGCUGGAAUCACUAUGAAACCAUCAAGGAUCUUGAGAAGAAGAGGAAAGAAAAGAGUCAAGUGGUGUAUGAAAGGAAGAAGCAACUUAACAAACUGCGGGCGAAAGCAGAGAAGGUUGCAGAGGAAAAACUUGGGGCACAACUCGACAUCCUUGCUCCUGUUACCUACUAAACUUCAGGCUUUUAAGAUAGUUUUUCUUGGUAGGAUUUUUGUUUUGAAAUAUCUAAGAGUUUUUAUUGUCUUAAAUUUAUAUGUUAACAAUCAGAAAUCUGUGCUUUGCUUCUAUUUAUUUCUGUCAUGUCAUUUACAUGGUA
Molecule: messenger RNA, 834 nt
Organism: Cynara cardunculus var. scolymus (artichoke)
Lineage: Eukaryota; Viridiplantae; Streptophyta; Magnoliopsida; Asterales; Asteraceae
Product: 60S ribosomal protein L13a-4
Exons: 4
Coding region: 71-691 (206 amino acids)
Biological process (GO): negative regulation of translation; translation
Cellular component (GO): cytosolic large ribosomal subunit; ribosome
Molecular function (GO): mRNA binding; structural constituent of ribosome
Source: RefSeq, a predicted model, not a curated record